Messenger RNA from Morone saxatilis (striped sea-bass), 3128 nucleotides. RefSeq names its product Rac GTPase activating protein 1 (gene racgap1). NCBI's taxonomy places the organism in Eukaryota, Metazoa, Chordata, Actinopteri, Moronidae. Gene Ontology annotation, biological process: signal transduction. The transcript is spliced from 17 exons. The record is from RefSeq and is a predicted model, not a curated record. Bases 186 to 2081 code for a protein of 631 amino acids.
AAUUUGAAAUGUAACGCGGUCAAAGCAGCUGUGGCUGCGGAAGGAUGCGGACAAAGGUACAACGAGCUCGUCGCUAAAGGCAAAAUAAAAAGAAACGGGGACAAAAAGCAGUGCGCCAAACAUCGCCGAAGGGAUUGUUUCUGUCAAUAUCUUCACUAUCGAAACGGUCUCAGUUAUAGAACAACAUGGACACGGCUGUGCUGAGCCUCCAGAGCUUAUAUGAUAAGCUGAGGACGCAAGUUGACCUUCUCAAUGAGAACAUUGAACCCAACUUCAUCCAGAUGGCACAAAACUUUGAUGACUGCCGCCGCAAAUGGCUGAGGACCGAGCACGAGCUGGGAUCUUGCAAAGAGGCCCUCACCAAGACGGAGACGGAGCGGGGAUCCUUGGAGGUCAAACUGAAACACGCCCGCAACCAAGUAGAUGUGGAGAUCCGGCGCAGACAAAAAGCUGAGGCUGAUUGCGAGAAAUUGGACCGUCAGAUCCAGUUGAUCCGGGACCUGUUGACUAGUGAGGGAUCCUCAAACAGCAUCCAGCUGAGUGCAGAGCAGCGUUCGGCUCUGGCCUUCCUGAACACAAACUGCCAGGCAGCAGCCAACCUGAAUACCAGCCGAAGACUGAAGACGAUAGAUGAGUCCGCCUCCAUCUUGUCAGAUAUCAGCUAUGAUAAAACUGAUGACUCUCUUGAUUGGGACUCCUCUACGGUGAGGACAGUGCGACUCAAGAAACGAGAAAAAAGGCGCUCCUCGAGAAACCAUGUCGAUGGUCCCCCACUCGCCUCCAAACGUACUCGAUCCACAGGCCGAACUUCAGAGAUGGGAAAUGAGACCCUGGUGACGAAGACCACAGUGACUGUUCCUGCGAACGGAGGACCUGUUGAGGCGGUUUCUACCAUUGAGACUGUUCCUUACUGGACUCGCAGCAGGAGAAAGACCACUACCAUGGACUGGGAGUCUGAAUCAGUCAAGUCUGAGGACGUCUUUAAGCAUCCUGGCAUCCCUGAAGGAGAAAUGAAAAUGCAGCCCAGCACUCCGCAGAACCACGGGGGCGUCCGUCAUCAUGAGUUUGUCUCCAAAACUGUCAUUAAGCCUGAAUCGUGCGUGCCCUGUGGAAAGAGGAUCAAGUUUGGAAAGAUUUCACUGAAGUGCCGUGACUGCAGGGUGGUCUCGCACCCCGAGUGUCGCGAGCGUUGCCCUCUGCCAUGCAUCCCUAACAUGGGUGGCACACCGGUCAAAAUCGGGGAGGGUGUGCUUGCAGACUACGUCCCAGACACAUCGCCCAUGAUUCCUCCUCUCGUAGUCCAUUGUAUCAGUGAGAUUGAGCAAAGGGGCCUGCAUGAGGCUGGACUGUACCGUCUGUCCGGCGCUGAUCGCACAGUGAAGGAGCUGAAGGAGAAGUUCCUCCGCAGCAAAACCGUUCCCGUGCUCAGCAAGGUGGACGAUAUCAACGCCAUCACAGGCCUCCUCAAGGACUUCCUGAGGAACCUCAAGGAGCCUCUUCUCACCUUCCGCCUCAACCGUACUUUCAUGGAUGCAGCCGAGGUUUCAGACGACGACAACAGCUUAGCUCUGAUGUACCAAACCAUCAGUGACCUGCCACAGCCCAACAGAGACACUCUGGCCUUCUUAGUCCUUCACCUUAAGAGAGUUGCUGACAGUUUGGACACUAGGAUGGACAUCAGUAACUUGGCUCGAGUGUUUGGUCCAACUAUUGUGGGUCAUGCAGUUCCCAACCCGGACCCUAUGACAAUCCUACAGGAUACCAAAAGACAGCCUAAGGUCGUGGAGCGUCUGUUGGCUCUGCCGGUCGACUACUGGGGCCAGUUUGUGAUGGCAGAAAGCGAGCAGCCAAACUUGGAUCACCUGAUCAUCGAGAAUGCAAACUGCUAUGCCACCCCCGAGAGAAUGAGCAUGCUGGGACCUCUGACCACUCCAGAGCACCAGCUCAAUAAAACCCCCUCCUCCAGCUCCUUGUCUCAGCGCAUGAAGUCCAGUCUGACACCCAGAUUUGGAAGCAAGAGCAAAUCGUCAGUCGGAUUUUCACGCCAAGGAAAAUUCUUUGCAUCUCCACUCCUCAAAUAAUCCAAAGCAGCUUCACUUAACCUUUUUUUUUAUCCUGCAAUAACAACAAAUACAUUUAUGCAUAACACAUAACUUGGUACUGCUUUGAUUAUAGCUAUAAACGCCUCCAUCUUAGUCUUCUUGUAAUAGUUUUAAUGUUUCACAGUACUAAGAGUUGUACUUUGAUGAUUUUACGUGUUUGUAAAGUGAUUAUUUUUUUAACCAAAUAGGUUUUCCUAUCUAUGCACACUCGUGUGUCUUUAGAGCUGAUGCUUUUGCUAAAUGUUUAACGAGGCAUUCUCAUUUCACCUCAUACCAUGUGAGAAUGUACUGCAUAUUACUCUUUUUGAAGAAUGUGCACAUGAAAAUAUGUACUGUAAUAUGCACAGUUUUAUUGUGAUCCUCUUCUACAUUUAAUCAUUUCUUUUGACAGUUUUUCAACUCAUGUGUCACUCAGAAGUUGAAUAACUGAUUCUUUGGCAUUUCAUUCUAGGUUGUAAUUGAAUAUGUGACUGCAAGUAACAUUAUGUUUUAGUAUUGAUGUUUGUUUUUUGAUUGUAUUUGAUUGUCUCCCAGGUAGUUGUGCUGUACAUGUUAGCAAUCUCACAAUGCCCUGCCCUUUUACUACUACAACUACAAACUGGUGCUAGACCUCAAGCCAGACCUUUCUCAUUGGCAGGAUCUCCGGCAUGAUCUACAAACGCUACUGGGUGCAAUGUUUUUGGUGAUUAAUCUGUUGAAUAGGGGGACAGUUUUUUAAGAAUCUUUACUGCCGUUGUGUUUUCCAGUAUAUUCUGCACUGCCAGUGAUCAUCAGGAACAUUGUUCACUGGUUUAUGUGACAGGCUGUAAUCUUUGUCUGAUAAUUUUGCCCCUCUGUUUAUUGCUCUGUGUAAUGUUUGUACUGUGGGAGGUUACUUAUGAGCAAUCCCACGCAAAAGGCAAUUACUUUGUAUGAUUGGCCAGUUCAGUUACUGUGGCAUUAUUUGAUUAACCAUUAGCACAAAUUUUGUACACAAAGACACGCUCUAAAAGUCAUGUAACUUAUAAAAUACAUUUAUAACCUUUA